UCCCUCACAUUCACAUGUGAAUUACUUCUUCUUUUCUUAAGGUUUCGUCAGUGCAAAAUGUUCAGGGUGGUAAAUACACAGUUCAGUCAUCAUGAUUGGAACAUUGUAUCUUUCAUAAUAAAGAGGAAAACAUGCUAUUUCUGUUUCUUGAAGAUCUGUGAGUGGAAGCAACACUUCAGAGCAAAUGAAGUGAAGAAAAUAGAAUCAGGAGUCAAUAGAUCUCCUUGUUGACAUUGUAAGUAGCACUACUUUUAUUUUUUACAUUUGAAUGAGUCGGCCACUUUGGCUUCACGAAUGAGAGGACAUUGAGGUCAAUCUUAAGGAUUGGCUUGAAGACAGAAAGAAGAGAUUUGGUUUUAUUUGGACCUUAGAUUGUUCUACUGAUGGUCACAUUUUUCUGCCAAACCCUCUGUUAGUUAUCUAUUAUUUCUGGUAGACAGUAGUCUGAGUUCAGAGAGCAAAGGCCCAAAGGAAAGUGAGCAACAGGAUUAGGCUUUUGGCAAGAAAAGCAAAAUUUACUGACAAAGAACGUUUAAAACUGUUGGUUGGUAGUCUUGUUUUGUGUUUUCACGUUUAGUUUGUUGAUGGAUUGAAGGUCUGGGAGGACCACCAUGGUAAAAUUACACAUUUCCCAGAACAACCCAGAGCUGAGUUAGGUUUGAACUCAAACGCAUGUUGCAUCAAGUCUACUCGGAAGUUUCAUUUGAAGAGCAGAGCAGUACAACCACAAGUUAAUGCCUGCUAUAAAGUAAAUGAAAAUGAACCUAUGAGCAUAGGUACUUACUCACUAGGAUAGUAGGUGCACACACACAAAAAAGGUUGUCACCCAAAUGUAAAAAAAAGGGGUUAAAUUGUAGUGAACGUGAAACUUUGUGUAAUAUAAUUGUUAUUACAACUUGUUUAUAAUUUCUAUAAUGUAUUUUUUACUUGGAGGAAUUGUAAUGAUGUUAAUUCUGGUAAAAAGAAUUACUAGUUAAUAAUUUAAAUGUUUUGUUGAUUGUAUGAUGACACCUAGUCACGCCGACCCAUGCCUCUGUUGUCUCUUUACAUUAAAGACCACAAUUGUUAGCGACUUUAAGCGUCACUCUAGCUAUUUUGGUCAGAUUUAUUUCCUUUCAUCUCAUAAUGUGUUCACUCAAAGUAAUCUGUGUGUGUUCUGUUCCUCCUUCACACAGCAUUAUGACCAUAUCAGAGUACGAGCUCUACUCGGAGUAUGAUUACAAUGACACCUGCGAUGAGGAUCGAGGUCCAGAAUUGCCUGAUGGAUCCACGGUCUUGGUGGUUCUGUACUACAUUCUGUUUUGUCUAAGUCUGCUUGGCAACACCACGGUGCUCUGGGUUCUCCUCCGGUACAUAAAGCUGAAGACUAUGACGGAUGUAUGCCUGCUGAACCUGGCCCUGUCUGACCUCAUCAUGGCUAUAACCAUGCCUCUCUGGGCCUACAAUUACCCAACACUUGCGUCAUGCAAACUGAUGACAGGAGCCUAUCAUUUGAGUUUCUACAGUGGGACUUUGUUUGUGACCCUAAUGAGCGUGGACCGCUACCUGGCCAUAGUCCACGCCGUUGCGGCCAUGCAAGCCCGGACACUUCGCUAUGGAAUCACAGCCAGCAUCACAAUCUGGGUUAUUUCUGUCGUUAUGGCACUACCUGGGGUGACAUUUGCUUCUUUGUACAUGGACGAAGAUGACAACAGCUCCACAUGCCAUCCCCUGUACCCAGAGGAAAGUCAGCGCUUUUGGAAGUUACUGCGAAACUUCAGCGAGAACACAGUGGGCCUUUUUGUGUGCCUCCCCAUCAUGAUUUUCUGCUAUGUGAAAAUCCUUGUCAUGCUAUCCAAGUCCAGGAACGCCAAAAAGGACAGGGCUGUGAAGCUGAUAUUCACCAUAGUGUGUGUGUUUGUGGUGUGCUGGGUGCCCUACAAUGUCACAGUUUUCCUACAGACACUGCAGCUGUUCAUGGACAUCCUGGACACCUGCGAGGCUUCAAAAACCAUCAACUCCGCCGUGCACGUUGCCGAGAUCCUUGCACUGUCUCACUGCUGUGUAAACCCAGUCAUCUAUGCAUUUGUAGGGGAGAAGUUUAGGAAGUCACUGGGCAAAGUGCUGAUGAGAUACCCCUGCUGGAGUCACCAGAGCAGAACGGCUUUCAGCCUCAGAGACACCACAGACAGAGAGACUUCCAACACACCUGUGAAGUCCGAUUAUUAAGAAUGAUAAACUCACCUUGCUACAAAGACGUGAGCUGGGUUUAGACUGUUGUGAGACAGAUAGUUUGUGCGCGUGGUGUUGUCAGUGUGACGGGUGCUUGGAGCUGUAAAAUGGUCCUCAGAUUAUUCCUCGUAAGAACAAGGGAAUCUUUUAUUUUGAAAGUCUAUAGAAUUUUAUAA
This is a messenger RNA of Anarrhichthys ocellatus (wolf-eel), 2387 nucleotides long. Its product is annotated as C-C chemokine receptor type 2. Bases 1126 to 2208 code for a protein of 360 amino acids. Gene Ontology annotation, biological process: immune response; positive regulation of cytosolic calcium ion concentration; calcium-mediated signaling. The record is from RefSeq and is a predicted model, not a curated record. Lineage: Eukaryota; Metazoa; Chordata; Actinopteri; Perciformes; Anarhichadidae. Gene Ontology annotation, cellular component: external side of plasma membrane; membrane. Gene Ontology annotation, molecular function: C-C chemokine binding; C-C chemokine receptor activity. The transcript is spliced from 3 exons.